Molecule: messenger RNA, 369 nt
Organism: Geodia barretti
Lineage: Eukaryota; Metazoa; Porifera; Demospongiae; Tetractinellida; Geodiidae
Source: the annotation of a GenBank genome assembly
AGCCCGUGGAGUAAUUUACUGACAAACGAUUUCUGGGGGAAAGAUAUGGCGUCUGAGUACAGCCACAAGUCGUAUCGUCCUCUGACGGUGGCCACUUUUCGGCUGAACUACAUGCUGCACGAGCUGGAGCCGCUGGGCUACCACUUGGUGAACGUGCUCCUGCACAGUGCAGUGGUCUACCUGUACGUACUGCUGUGUGGUGUGGUCUUCAGUGAAGUGUGGCCGGCACUGAUAGCUGGACUACUGUUUGCAGUCCACCCCAUACACACUGAGGCGGUAACAGGAUUGGUUGGAAGAGCUGAACUACUCUCUGCAAUAUUCUUCAUCGGUUCGCUUCUCGCAUACAACAGGGCUGCAAGAAACAAAGGA